UCUCUCCUCAGACAAAAAGAUCUGUCGGUUAUUAUGGUUAAAAAGAUUCCAGCCUCUCAGAUUCCCAAACAAACUAAAACAUGGAGUACUAAUUUCAGAAAGAUUUUCAACCCGAAAUUACAUACUGAAAGCGAAAGAGAAGAGAAAAAACAAAAGAAAGAUCCUUGCAACAUCUACCGAAUGAAGAGAAAGGCCCUAAUUCCGAUGUUUCUGAGGCCACCAUUUUCAAUCAUGGCCCGGGCCCCGUUUCGCGCCGUCUCUUUCUCCACCAAAGCCACGCUGCCGCCGGACGAGGGGACCGCGGCCGUGGUGGAGGACCCGGUUAGGCCUGGCACGGUGUGGGAGCAAGGGAAGAAAGACGUGGAGGCGGAGCAGAGGCGGAAGGCGGUCACCAGCCCCGGGUUUAGCUUCUCUGCCGCGGGGCACUUGCUCCCUUACCAUCUCGGGGCGGCUCGGUUCCUCAUUGAGAAAGGCUAUAUCAAGGAAACAACACCAUUGGCUGGUUCGUCUGCCGGUUCUAUUGUGUGUGCCGCGAUUGUCUCAGGAGAAAGCAUGGAGGAGGCACUGAAGGCUACCAAGAUAGUGGCUCAAGAUUGCAGGCUUCGAGGGACUGCAUUCCGUGUUGGGGCUCUUCUUAGAGAUUUUCUGGACCGGUUUCUGCCAGACGAUGCUCAUAUCAGGUCGAAUGGAAGAAUUCGCGUGGCUGUGACGGAGAUUCUGUGGAGGCCGAGGGGCGUGCUUGUGGACUACUUUGAUUCGAAAGAAGAUCUCAUCAACGCAGUCUUCACCUCCUCUUUCAUUCCCGGAUAUCUUGCUCCAAGGCCAGCAACGAUGUUCCGUGAUCGUUUAUGUAUAGACGGGGGUUUGACACUGUUCAUGCCACCUACCUCUGCUUCUCAGACGGUGCGCGUUUGUGCGUUUCCUGCUGGUCGUUUGGGGCUGAAGGGAAUCGGGAUUAGCCCCGACUGCAACCCAGAGAACAGGGCUGGUGCGCGAGAGCUUUUGAAUUUGGCAUUCCAGCCGGCUACAGACGACGUUCUAGAUAGGUAUUUCGAGCUUGGUUAUGUGGAUGCAGCUGCGUGGGCCGAGAAGAAUCCAGUCGAUGAAAUAGUUCGACAAGACAAAGAUGAUCGUCCGACGAACAAGUAACUGGAAAAAUUCAGCCAUCUGACACUUGUUUGAGUUAUUUUUCAAUACAAAGAAAGCAAAUUGUGUAAAGAAUAGGGAUAGGGAUGUGUAUCUUAAUUGUUCCUAAAUAUGUAGUACUACUACUUUUUUGAAUCUGUAGAGUUAUUUAAACUACAAAUUGCCAUUCA
Molecule: messenger RNA, 1316 nt
Organism: Salvia splendens (bonfire salvia)
Lineage: Eukaryota; Viridiplantae; Streptophyta; Magnoliopsida; Lamiales; Lamiaceae
Product: patatin-like phospholipase domain-containing protein 4
Exons: 7
Coding region: 34-1149 (371 amino acids)
Biological process (GO): triglyceride catabolic process; lipid homeostasis
Cellular component (GO): cytoplasm; lipid droplet; membrane
Molecular function (GO): triacylglycerol lipase activity
Source: RefSeq, a predicted model, not a curated record